Hyposmocoma kahamanoa is the source of this 2115-nucleotide messenger RNA. RefSeq names its product thiol protease aleurain-like. The transcript has 6 exons. Gene Ontology annotation, molecular function: cysteine-type endopeptidase activity. The record is from RefSeq and is a predicted model, not a curated record. The coding region runs from base 236 to 1258 and encodes 340 amino acids. Gene Ontology annotation, cellular component: lysosome. NCBI's taxonomy places the organism in Eukaryota, Metazoa, Arthropoda, Insecta, Lepidoptera, Cosmopterigidae.
AAUUCCAGUUGUGAUUGUCUGUGAUGUUUGGGCAAUAAGUAAAAUUCAUAGAUCCUUACGUGACCAGGCUACAGCAGGUUUUGACCAAUUCGUAGAAUACAACAUAACGGAAGCUGUAUCUAUAUUCAACGAUUUCAAUUUUAAAUACGGCAAGAAAUAUAAAAAUGAUGCUGUGAAAACGAAUACUUUCAUUGUUUUUAGAGACAACUUGAGAAAAAUAAAUUAUUUGAAUCAGAUGUCUAAGACAGCUACCUUUAUGAUGAAUGAAUUUACUGCUAUGACUAUAGAAGAUUUUACGAAGAAGUAUACGGGUUAUAAUAGCGCUGCCGCCGGAAUAAUAAAAGAGAAUGUGUCUAGAUUUGACUAUGAUCCUAAGUUUCAUUAUUCAGAUAACAAAGAUUAUAGACAAGAUGGUUUGCUAAUGGUAAAACAUCAAAAGGACUGUGGUAAUAGUUACGUCCAUAGUGCUGUUGGAAACAUCGAAGCGCAAUAUGACAGGAAAUACAAGUUACACACGGUGUUAUCAGAGCAACACGCAUUCGACUGUGAACCAUUUGGAAGUUGUUCAAAAGGAGGGGUACCACAUCAUGUUUUUGAAUAUCUAGGAAAAAAAGGAGGACUAAUGCAAGUAAUACAUUACCCAGCUGCACGGGACUCUAACAAACAAACAUGUCAAACAGACUCAGACAGAAUAUUUGUUCACUUCAAGAAAUACGCCAGGUUUGAUAUAGACAAUGAGCAAAUUCUAGCUGCUGCUGUGGAUACGUUGGGACCAUUGUGCGCAACAAUGUUUGUUUCUGAAUCAGUAAAAAACUACAAAUCUGGGAUAUUAGAUCCGAGGGAUUGUAAGAAAAAACCAACAAAUCACGCAAUACUUUUGAUGGGUUACGGAACAGAGGACGGCGGCAUACCAUAUUGGAUAAUAAAGAACUCUUGGGGAUUUGACUGGGGAGAAGGAGGUUAUCUACGACUGGUACGAGGUAAAUCAGCCUGCGGUAUUGGAAUUGAAUAUGUUGCCACCGUGAUAUUAGGUGACGAUCUGGAUUCAAAAUCGGUACAAUCUACAGAACCUCAGACAAUAGAAGAUACCGAGAAUUCAGAAGAAGAUCGCCGAAGACGAAGAAGGGUGAAAAAUAUACUUCAAGGACAUAAACCUUUUAAUUGCACAGAUGACCCUAAUGAAAACACCAAUGAAAAUGUUGAUAAAAAGACGACUACUACGACUACAACUAUCACUACCACAACAACAACUACUUAGAAAUCGAUCCUUCUUACAGCUGGCUUCAAGAAAACUAUUGAUGGGUCAUAGUUAUUACAGUCGGGCUGUUAAGCUAUCUCACGCUUUGGAAAGAGAUAAACACUUCCCAUUAAGGCAAUGGAAAAACAAAUUUAAUACACCGCUUUCAAUCGUGACACGUUUAAAUAAAUUGCAAACGCCAUAACCUGCAGUACUACCUCGAGUCAAGGCUUAAGUACAGUAUCCCUAACAGCCACAAGAAGAAUCAAAAUUUGCCAUAAAAUAAUAUUGCGCGUUAGCAAUUUUAACAUUGGCCAUAUUGGUAAUUGGAGGCAAAAUGGUUGUAUUUUCAUUUCAUCCUUGGUAUCUACCCAAGACCCAUAAUAAGGAAGAACUGUUUUGGAAACCAGUAGUACUUCGGUAUGCUCAAAAUAAUGAAGCAAAAGCUGUUCUUAGUAGUUUAUGCUAUGAAGUGUUAGUACUCGUAGUUGACAAAACAGCUUAUCUACCGUCCGCUACAUGGUCCCAAGAUUCGAAAUGACUGGUACGGUACGUAACAUAGUUUUCUGUAGCUAAAAUUCAGCACAGUGGCGUAGCGUCGAUUUUUGCCAACCUUAAAUUUGUUGCCCUCUCUAUUUUCACAAUUACAAUAGUAGUUAUUAGUUCAGGCAGGCUCGCCUCGAUUGUGUUUUUGUGUUAGCCUACCGUCGCCACCUUUGUGCUGUUCAGAAUAUCGCUUUCUCAAUAGAGGUGGUUGAUAAAUAACGUCACGAUGAAAAAAUCACGAUGAUCCGCCGUCAAACAAUAUCACCGUAACUCGUUCCGAAGGAACAACGUUCCAAAGUCACAUAUGUUCCUCCGUUCCAAUAGCUAUCCCC